GUUUUGCGUUUUGACUCGGCUGAACAAUGUUGGCAGGUUUCGUUGAGAUUGCUCCGUUCGUGACAUUGGCAGCGACUCGAAUCGUCUGGAUUGCCAUCCUCGUGGGCUUAUUUGUGCUUGCAAGCGUCCAAACAUCUCCAAACGCCUUCAUCCGGCAGCUCAUGGCAUGGGGCAAGACGGCGUCGGCCAACUCCUCCGGUCGCAAGUCGUCACCACCUCGUGUUGCCACGACCAAAGACGAAAUUCCAGAAUCAGAAUCCGCACAGGCAACGUCGAAAUUGUCACCGAAAGCAUCGUCCGCAAGUACAGACCCCAAGACCGAAGGAUUGUCCGGAAAACCAAACGAGCAUUGGUUGUCGCGCUUAAUGUAUUGGCGCGUGCCCAAAAGCGCCUUCAAGCACUUUUAUGCUCUAGCAACGACAUGGAACACGGUACUACUCGGCUGUUACAUUCUGUGGAGCCGGCAAGCUGUGGCACAGGCAGAAAAUCACGUUCAACUACUCGCCAAUCCCUCGAGUGCAAGCUCCCACCACGCGAGCAUCCUCGAGAUGCUGUCACUCCAACAGCUGCAGAACUUUGUGUGCAGCGGCUUUGAGGCGUGGCCUGGUUUCUCUGACGCCAUGACACGAGCAGCAAAGUCAUGGAUUGCACCGGGACCCAUGUCCUCCGUCGACGUGCUGCUGGCAAUGCUCAUGCUCGAGUUCCAGGUCGUGCGCCGGCACCUGGAGAGCCAGUACCUAACUGUCUUUUCGGACGGAACAAUGCAUGCCGCCCACUAUGUCUUUGGGCUGCUGUUCUACGUCGCCGCACCGUGGAGCUUGGUGGCCCAGUCCCCGCUCUGGCUUGGCGUGCAGUCGCCCGCGGUCUCGCUGGCCACCAGCUUUACUGGCCUGACGUCGUUUGCAGACUGGUAUGCUCUGGGCAUGGCAGCCCUGACGUGGCGUCGACUGCUGGCGAUCGAGCUUUUCGUGAUUGCGAGCUACCACCAGUUCCAGUGCCAUCGCAUUCUGGCAGGUUUGCGCACAUCGCGAAGCCAGGCCAGUGGGUACUUUAUGCCCCAUGGCGACUGGUUUGAGUGGUGCGGGAGCCCGCACUAUUUGGCAGAAAUCCUCGUCUACCUGUCGCUGUCCAUCAUGAUGGCUGGAGCCACCGACAGCGUGCUGUGCUUCUUUACAGUCGUAGUCAAUCUCUCCCAGGGAGCGCGGCUUGCCGAUCGUUGGUAUCGCACGCACUUUCCGGGCUACUCGAAGCGUGUGUUGCUUCCCCGCUUGUGGUGAUUCCGCACAGCCGCUCUUGGUGUUUUUUUCUUCGUUGGUGCAAUCCACACACACACUUGUUUUUUGUAUCAAUACACUCAUUCUUGUU
Messenger RNA from Capsaspora owczarzaki ATCC 30864, 1365 nucleotides. RefSeq lists its product as hypothetical. Gene Ontology annotation, cellular component: endoplasmic reticulum. Gene Ontology annotation, biological process: dolichol-linked oligosaccharide biosynthetic process; polyprenol catabolic process. NCBI's taxonomy places the organism in Eukaryota, Filasterea, Ministeriida, Capsasporidae. The record is from RefSeq and is a predicted model, not a curated record. The transcript has a single exon. Bases 27 to 1277 code for a protein of 416 amino acids. Gene Ontology annotation, molecular function: 3-oxo-5-alpha-steroid 4-dehydrogenase activity.